Molecule: messenger RNA, 438 nt
Organism: Heterostelium album PN500
Lineage: Eukaryota; Evosea; Eumycetozoa; Acytosteliales; Acytosteliaceae
Exons: 1
Coding region: 1-438 (145 amino acids)
Source: RefSeq, a predicted model, not a curated record
AUGACAACAAAAGAAGAGAAAUUCUAUCAUAAAGAAUAUAAAAAAGAUAAUCUUGAACAAAUGAAAAGACCAGAGUUGAUAGAGAUAAUGAAAGAAUACUCAUUAAAACAUAAUGGUUUACAUAAAGAAAUGCUAAUCUUGUCGAUCAUUAAACAUCAGGAAAAUCUCGAUUAUUUAAAAUCAAGGUUAAUAACGAACAACUCAAUCGAAAAGUAUCAUCGUGGAACUGUUGAAUAUCGAUUACCAACAUUGAUCAUCUAUCGAAUCAUUCGUUCGCUCUGGCGUGAUGAUAUCACCUACAUUUUGAAUACAGAUGAUCUUAAAUCAAACUACCGAUGGCUGCUCUCUAUUGCUCUGGUUUCCAAAGAGAUAUUCAAACUGAUAUCUAAUUACACCAUUGCAAUUAAAUCUUAUCUUCAACAACGUAAGGAAGUUUAA